Messenger RNA from Camelina sativa (false flax), 604 nucleotides. Lineage: Eukaryota; Viridiplantae; Streptophyta; Magnoliopsida; Brassicales; Brassicaceae. The record is from RefSeq and is a predicted model, not a curated record.
AUGAACCCUUAUGAGAUAAACGUAAUGGGAACGGAGCAAACCCCUAUUUUGAUCAAAUUCUUGAGCAGCAAGGAAAGCGGCGACCCUAAACCUAGAACGAAACAGAACUUCAACAACUCAUCUCUAUCAUGUGCUUGCUUCACAAGUAACGGUAACAUAAAGUUUAGAGAGCAAGUUUCGGCCUACGUUUGCUUGGGAACAAGACAAGGCCACUACGCGCUCGUGACUAGAGCUCACGAAAGUGGUGGUGGUGCCGUGGUAACGCCACCGUCGUCUCCUUCCGUGGAUGAAGGUGGCGGAGGGAGAUUGAGCCGGUGGAAAGUGGCGGUGGGGAGUGUGAUUGGGUCAUUAAUUGGAGCGUUUCUGUUAGGGUUAUUGGUGGUGGCGAUGGUAGUGAGAGGGAAGAAGAAAGCGAUGAGAGAGGAGAUGGAGAGGAAAGAAGCACUUCAGGUUUCAAUGGUGGGUCAUGUUAGAGCUAAUCCUAAUGCUUCGAGAACAAGAACGGUUCCAAGAUUUGAUAAUACUAGGUCUACUAACAAGUAACAACAAACUUAAUUAGGUAGAUCGUCCUUCUUGAUAUGAUGUUUUCCAAUUGUAGUGUUAA